CUACCGAGAAGGUCGAAGUUACGACAUCGGAGUAAGAGUGUGGCUUAUACAUUCUCUCCAACUCCAUCGGAAUAUUUUACCUUUGUGAAUAUAGGAAACAUAUCAAACUGGCUCAUCGAUGACAGAAUACAAAUUGGUAGUCGUUGGAGCGGGUGGUGUGGGGAAAAGUGCUCUAACCAUCCAGCUCAUACAGAACCACUUCGUAGAAGAAUAUGAUCCUACCAUAGAGGAUUCCUACAGGAAACAGGUGGUCAUUGAUGAUGAGACAUGUCUGCUAGACAUUCUGGACACUGCUGGUCAAGAGGAGUACAGUGCCAUGAGGGACCAGUACAUGAGGACAGGUGAGGGAUUCCUCUGUGUGUUUGCUGUAAACAACCUCAAAUCAUUUGAAGAUAUCAACACCUAUAAAGAGCAGAUUAAGCGGGUAAAAGAUGCAGAGGAGGUACCCAUGGUUUUGGUAGGAAACAAAAUGGACUUACAGGAACAACACAUGGUUGAGGACAAGGAUGCCAAGGCUUUGGCCAAUAGCUACAAUAUCCCUUAUGUACGCACUUCUGCCAAGACACGUCAGGGGGUUGAUGACGCUUUCUACUCCCUAGUACGCGAAAUAAGGCUAUAUAAAGACAAAAAGGGCAAACAUCCACGAAAGAAGAAGAGAUUAUGUGCACUCAUCUAAUAUGACACAAAUUUUAUAUUGACUCUUCCCUGAUAUAUAUUUAUAUAUCAACACCAGUUAUCUGCCCCUUUCUCUCACUACGACCACCAGGUGGUGCAGUUUUUCAAUAACAACGUAAACAGGAAACAAUGAAAUGAAUGCAUAUUUAUCAUUAUUUUAUCAGGUUUUUUUUCUCUGUACACAAGUAUAGACUGGUAGAAAGGUGUAACAGUAACAUCUUAGAUGUAGAAAUUGGCUUUAAAGAUUUUUGAUCCUUUGAUUAAUUUGAGGCUUUUUGUAGAGAUCACAUCAGGUCAUAACGGAUGGAAUAACAGUGCAGCUUAUCCCAUGUGAUGAAGAUUUUCAGUUGAUAUAGUAAGUCUUCAUCAGUUUUUACAAUUGUCAACUUGUCUAAUUACUUUUUUGAAAUUGUGAAAAGCAAAUUAUAUGCUCAUUCAAUGAAAUAUGAAUUGGAACAAGUGUGAGUUUUGAAGAAGUUGGACUAUUUUUGUUCAUCUUAAGGAUGAAAAAACAACAAUAGAAAAAGAAUGAAGUGAUGUAGAAGUUAUUUAGAUCUCCUGGAUGUUACAUUGACAAUUUAAAAUGUCAUUUAACCAGGUUAAGUGGAAUAGAGAUUGUCUAUUCACAGAGAUACAGUUUGUCAUUCAGACAUCAGUACCCAGGUAAAUAUUUCUUUUAUAGUCAUUAUGAUAAGAAAUGUAAUUAUAAAACAGUUUCUGUAAGUCGUCUUAGAACUGCUCGUGCAUUUUUGUGUCAAAUUUGAUUUUUUUUAAAUCAAAGCAGAGUUCAUUUGUUGCUGAGAUAGUGAUAGAAAUUUAUUAUGAAGACUGAAAUAAUUUAUGAAAGCACCAACAAUUUAAGUGAAUUUGCUUAGAUAGAAGUUUUGACUUCCGAUCCACAUGUUACUGAACAAGUGACUUGCAACAGACAUGGGGUGAUUAUGUUACAAAGUGGGUGUACAGUCUAGCCUCCUCAAUGUCAUGGUAAUCUUGCUAGAAACUGAUUCAUGAGCUUCUGAUGUUCCUAGAAUUAAUUGUAACAAUUACUGCUUGCCAAGAGUUUUUGUCAUUUUUUUACGAAGCACUGUUAAAAAAUCACAACCAUUUCUGAUGUUGUACAUAACAUUAUAUGUCUGGAUGUAUUAUUUUUAUGUUUUUCUUAAACAGAUUUGAACUAAGAUAACAAUAGAUUGGUUUAUGUAGGCAGGAUAAUUUCUCCUGUAAUGAGGUCAGAAACGUCCCGUUAAGGAUAGACCUCAGGUGAGUGUAAUGGAAACAUUAAGCCUGAUACGGUUAGAUUGUAUUCCCACGUAAUUGUCAUUUUAUCCAAACUUGUCAAAAUAAUUGGUCAACUGCUCCACAUCUCCAUCGUACAUUCCUUCUCAAAUUACCACCUUCUUUAUAAGCUUUUAUACAGUGUGUCUUUGUCUUCUCAUCAUCAGCGCUUUUUUACGGUGUUUGUUAGGUCUGUAUGUGUUGUGGAUGAACUAUCUUGGUGUUUCUUCAACUAGUCUUCAUAUCUAAUCUACAACUGUUAAUAAACCAUGUUCUAAUGUUCUGUACCUGUAUGUAUUUGUGACUUUUGUCUUAACACCAAUUCUAUACAUCUAAAUAAAAUAAAGAUAUGUUGACACAUCUCAUAGUUUAUGACACUUGAUUAACAAACAUUAGCUGGGUAUAUACCGUUCAGUACUGUCUCAUACUUACUUUAUGUUAUAUUGCUUUAAUGGGAAGGAAUAAUAUAUGUUCUGCACUGGCGAGGGUUUGAUCUAACGACACUCUUCUUCUUGAAUCAAGGGAAACGCCCACUAGUUGAGAUUUAGUAAGAUGACUCUAAUACUGAAGCUUAUGUCACAUACUGAUGUAUAAUAUAAACUUAUAUGGACUUAAGUUAUCAAGAACACAUUGUACUGUAGAUAACGUCAUACAUUUUCUUAGUAAUAUACAGUAUAUAAUUAUAUAAGAUAUAUCACAAGAUUUCCUAAACAUACGUACUGUUAAUCUGUUUAAUUUACAGAAUGUUUGAUAUCUUAACUCACAUGACCAGGUAAUGUGAUAUUCGAAUACACCAUGAACAGGGAAUUUGAAAACUUGUUUCAGAACCCAGGUUCAUAUAUUCUCAGAGAAGUUAGAUAACAUGUUAUGCUCACUCUUACAAUUCAGAUUAUUUGGGAUGGUGAAAUAAAACCAAAACUAUAUAUACUUAAUGAUACCAAUCUAGAAUGGUUAGUGUUUUGAUAAAUUUGUAUAUCGUUAUCUUAGUGUGAAUUCUCAAAAGAAUUACAUGUAUGUAAUUUAAUGUGUGCUUGCAGUGUUGGUCAUGCUUGAAAGAUACUCUUUAAUUGGAUAUCGAUGAUAAGUAUUAGGAUAUCUGUAUAGUUUACAAAGUUUACCUCUAUAUAGUGACCAAGACCACAGCAUUGUGGUUAUCUGAGAACUAAAUGUAGUAGAUUUUGACUGUUGGUUUAAUGUCACAGUUGUCAGCAAGCUUGAUGUCAUGGAAUCUACAUGUAUGUUUGGUCAUAUAGAAGUUUGGAGACUGUAACCUUUAGUACAUUCAACUUGUUAACAUCUGGAAUUUUAACAGGAUUGUGAUCUUGUACAUGUAGAAUGGUCACAUGCAUAAUAUGUUCAUAAUUUACAGGUUUUUCAGAAAGUGGUAUUAGCUGUAGGAGCUGAAAAUGGAAAACAUUCAAUACUUUUUACCCACAAUAUAUGAAGAAGAUGGCUUCUCGUAGAUAUAACAUUACUCUUUAAGAAGAUAUGAACUACAAAACAUCAGUAAUUGGUAUUGAAGAGUUCAGUACUGAAUUUCAGUGUUAAUAACUACACAAAUAAAGACAAGACUUGGGAGAAGAACAAUAUUAGGGGAUCUUUGUGAAAUUCUUUUAUUUCUGCAUUUCAGUUCUAUAAUAUGUAAACCUUUUCACCUCACUGCCAUUGUAAAAUGUAUAACAAGGAUGUGAUAAUUACCAGUGUUUAGAUUUUUACUAUGUAGGGUAGAACUCUCUAAUACUAAGACAGAUUAACACUGAAGAGGAUGUUUACCUUAAUUAGAUGUUGAGUUGAUCUCUACGUCAGGAAUAUUUCAGUUAUUUUUUUAAGAAUUGUUAACUAUUUGUUUAUUAUAAUAUUUUUAAUUUGGAAAAAAAAGCAAAUAUGAAGUUUUAAUAUUGUUUUUGAAACUUGAUUUUUGUUGAUAUUUUGACUAUAUAUAUAUAUACUGUAUAAUUAGGACAAAAUAUACUUUUAAUCAGAAUUAAAUUCAUCUUGAUUUUCCAUGUUAUAAGACAAUAGGAAUCAACCCAGAUGCUGAUCAAUGAAGUAGGAACCUGAUGGUUUGUCAGGUCACAUCGGCAUAACUGAGUGUCUAAUACACUUGUAUCUGUUUACACUGUAAACAAUUUGUUACGGUGUGUCGUCGUUUUAAUAAGGUAUGGUUGAGAAUAGAUAGAGAAAGGACAUGAAAUCCUAGUCUAGUCUUUGGGUUGUGUGUUCAGUUAUAGUCACUCCUUAUUGGUCUCUAGUUUGACUGCGAGGGGGAAAGGGUAUCUAAAUUGUUUCUUCAGUGUGAUAUAAGGGAGGUAACUCUGAGAUUCUCCGUCUUUCUCAAUCUGCAUUUAGUCUUUUUAAACACUAGUACAGCUUACAGAGUAUUGUCCAGUUCUAAGUGAUGUGGUAUGUUAACAUUGUUGUGUGAGUCGACUCCACAUUGAUCACAGGUGUCUGACACACUAGUAAAAAACAAUAAAACAGUAUUUUGUUUUACUGGUGUGUCGGAACCCUGUGUUUUUGGUCAUUGUUUAUAUUUAGCCGUUAUAUAUCCACAUAACCAUUACUGUGUAUUACUGAUGGCACGUUUAUCUAAUUUUGAAUGUUAUUUUUUUGAUCAUGCACAAUAAAAUGGAAUAACAUUGAUAAACUAC
Messenger RNA from Ylistrum balloti, 4601 nucleotides. Its product is annotated as GTPase HRas. The coding region runs from base 119 to 676 and encodes 185 amino acids. The transcript has 8 exons. Gene Ontology annotation, molecular function: GDP binding; GTPase activity; GTP binding. Lineage: Eukaryota; Metazoa; Mollusca; Bivalvia; Pectinida; Pectinidae. Gene Ontology annotation, biological process: Ras protein signal transduction. The record is from RefSeq and is a predicted model, not a curated record. Gene Ontology annotation, cellular component: plasma membrane.